AUGUGCAAUUCCCCCACAGGCAAGGAAAGAAUUACAAUAAAAGAAAACAAGAUGAAUGUAACUGAAUUCAUUCUAAUGGGACUUACACAGAAUCCUCAGAUGCAGAGAGUUCUAUUUUUGGUGUUACUUAUUACUUACAUUGUCACUGUCACUGGCAACCUGUUCAUUGUGGUUACUAUAAUCUGCAGCCGGACUUUGGACUCCCCGAUGUAUUUCUUCCUGGCCUUCUUGUCCUUCAUAGAUGCCUGCUAUUCCUCUUCCAUAAUCCCUAAAAUGCUAGCUGAUUUGCUCUCUGAAUCAAAGGCUGUCUCCUUCAGUGCCUGCAUGAUACAACUCUUCACUGAACAUUUCUUGGGAGCUUCAGAGAUUGUCCUCCUUGUGGUCAUGGCCUUUGACCGCUAUGUGGCCAUCUGCAGACCUCUGCACUAUGUGACCAUCAUGGACCACCGCACAUGCUGCCUCCUGGUGAGGGUGUGUUGGGCAGUGGGUUUUCUCCACUCAUUUGGACAGAUCCUAGUCACUUUCAGGCUCCCAUUCUGUGGUCCCAACAUAAUGGAUCACUUCAUGUGUGAUAUAUUCCCCUUGAUACAACUUGCCUGCACUGACACUUUCCUUGCUGGUCUCUUGGUUGCUGUCAAUGGUGGGGUAAUCCCUGUGGUCACUUUUGUAAUGUUGUUGGUAUCCUAUGUGUUCAUCCUUUGCUCCAUGAGGACUCACAGCUCUGCAGGGAGGAAAAGAGCCCUGUCUACCUGUAGCUCCCACAUCACAGUUGUUGUCUUCUUCUUUGUGCCCUGUAUAUUUAUGUAUCUGCGACCAGUAGCUACUCUUCCCAUGGAUAAAGCCAUAGCAGUAUUCUAUACUCUUGUUACCCCCAUGUUAAACCCUUUUAUCUACACAGCAAGGAAUACAGAGGUCAAAAAUGCCAUUAGGAUGCUAUUAAGCAGGAAUACAAUUUCAGAAAAUAAAUGA
Molecule: messenger RNA, 969 nt
Organism: Cervus elaphus (red deer)
Lineage: Eukaryota; Metazoa; Chordata; Mammalia; Artiodactyla; Cervidae
Product: olfactory receptor 4C46-like
Exons: 2
Coding region: 1-969 (322 amino acids)
Biological process (GO): G protein-coupled receptor signaling pathway
Cellular component (GO): membrane
Molecular function (GO): G protein-coupled receptor activity; olfactory receptor activity
Source: RefSeq, a predicted model, not a curated record